AUGUUGAUUCUCAACUUGUUCAGUAUCGCCAUCUUGGCCCUCACCAACCCGGUAUUCGCCUCACCUAUCCUUGGCGACAACGCACUCGAGGCUCGCGACCAACCGCCACCACCUCAACCUCCCGUCCCUCCUCCUGUACCUCCACCUCCGCCGCCGCCGGGCCCAACAGCAACUCCAACAACCACCGCAAACAACUCAACUGUGGCGGGUCAACCACCUAUUGCCCCUCAAACCGGCCCUAUCCCAAGAAUCCACCUCGUCUCGAGGCAUAUACUCGACUACUUCACCGGCAUACCCGUUCCUCCACGUCAACCACCCCAACGGCGCAACCUUCCAGGUAACUUUGACGGAAAAAUACCAGACUUUGUAAAAGACGACAGGUACGAAUGGAAUAGCCAACAAUACCCCGCCUAUUCUCUAGGGAGAAUCCUCCUGGGCGCAAAGUCAUAUGCGAACGGGAAGGGGAGAACUUGCAGUGGUUCUUUGGUUGGACCGCGGCACGUCUUGAUAGCGAGGCACUGCUUCGGGUGGGAUACAUUAUCCGACACUGUUACGUUUGAAUCCAACUUCUUCGAGGGUCAGAGUGGAGGGAUAUCGUACGUGACGGACGUCAUCGCUCUGGAGGACGCCCUAGAUUGUCACAGAACGCCCAUGAAUGAACAGGAGAAAUUUGAAUGCAUGCUCUGUAACGAUUGGGCCAUAUUGAUUCUCGCGGAUCGAAUGGGCGAUACGCACGGGUACCUCGGGGUAAAAGAAUUCGAUACAAAGACACUGAUGCACACGCAAACCUUUUCACACGUGGGGUAUCCUAAUAGGUACCUUUAUCAUAAAGAAAAGCCUAUGCGACAGGAUGGGAUAACAGCAGAGAGAUGCUAUCACUCCUGCGAUAUUCCUGGCGACAGGAUUAUCACUGAUGCAGAUUGCCAGGGCGGAACAUCAGGAGGACCCUUGUUCAGGAUGGAGGAUGGGCUAGCUUGGCAGUAUGGCGUGGCAAGUUCACGUUUUGGGAACUUUGCUAGCAGUGUGCCUCCUCCGGAUAAGUGUGCUUUUGUAUCGAGCACCAAGUUUAUCAGUGCAGUUGCCAUGGCGCGACAGCAUUUCCCGUAA
Molecule: messenger RNA, 1107 nt
Organism: Fusarium verticillioides 7600
Lineage: Eukaryota; Fungi; Ascomycota; Sordariomycetes; Hypocreales; Nectriaceae
Exons: 2
Coding region: 1-1107 (368 amino acids)
Biological process (GO): proteolysis
Molecular function (GO): serine-type endopeptidase activity
Source: RefSeq, a predicted model, not a curated record